Molecule: messenger RNA, 3672 nt
Organism: Bactrocera dorsalis (oriental fruit fly)
Lineage: Eukaryota; Metazoa; Arthropoda; Insecta; Diptera; Tephritidae
Exons: 3
Coding region: 1-3672 (1223 amino acids)
Source: RefSeq, a predicted model, not a curated record
AUGUCUUCGGCUAAAAUUCGCGACUCCGCGCUAAAUGCUAUCAAACGCUAUUUGCAAUCUAGCAAAGUGGAUGCUCUGUCGGUGGACACUGAGGUAAUAACUACUUACCUCCAAUUGUUGGAGGAGCAAUGGAUUCGGUUUGGCGUAGCACAACAAGAGGUGGAACUUACAUGUGGUGGCGAGAACGUUUCUAUGGAGGAGCAGGCACGCAUACAAGGUGAGGAGUGGUACAGCACCGCUAAAUCUAACUUGAAACGCCUGUGCGUAACUCAAAGGCAGCAGACAUUGCAAACUACCGUUCCUGAUUCAACUGCUCCUGUACCGCUUCCAAAGCUACAGUUGCCAUCAUUUAGUGGUGAUCCCACUCAAUGGCUUCCUUUUCAUGAUGCUUUUUGCUCACUCAUUCAUACGAAUGUCAAUUUGUCGGACGGACAAAAAUUACACUAUUUACGAAACUGUUUAAGUGGGGAAGCAUUCGAUUUGGUGAGUAGCUUAGCAGUAUGUGAUAGCAAUUACGCUGAAGCUUGGGACUUAUUGACCGCGAGGUAUAAGGUCAUGCGUGUCAUGGUGGACAGCCACAUCAAAGCACUCAUGGCAAUUGGAAAUGCAGCCAAGGAUACUGCUAAGGGAAUAAAGCAAGUGCUUAAUUCCAUACUUCAACACGUUGGCGCUCUACGUGCACUCCAACGACCAGUCGAAUUCUGGGAUGACUGGCUCGUUCACUUAACCGUUUCAAAGUUAGCACACGAAACCCGCAAGCAAUGGGAGUUAUCGCUCGUCAUGGAUGAUCUACCAUCUUUCUCCGUUCUUGGAGAAUUUCUUGAAAACCGCGCACGCUCACUGGAGAUGGUACCACUACUCAACACUACCGCAAAGACAACAACAACAACAAAGAAUGUUUUCCAUACGGCAUUUACAGAGCCAGAAGUAAAUAUCGCUACAUCAACCGCUACUAAGGGCCCGCAUUGUUCUUAUUGCAAUCGUGAUCAUAAAAUCUACGUCUGCUCACAGUUCAGCCAACUCGACUCCAAGGGUAAACUAACUGCUAUUAAGAAAUUAGGUGCAUGUAUAAAUUGUCUCAGCAAAGGGCAUAUCCUCGCUAACUGUCACAGCACAUCGUCGUGUCGUAUAUGCCAACGACGUCAUCAUACCUUACUUCACGAAAACUUUACCAAUCAACCGGCAAGGCUCAAUGCUCUUUCAAAUGAACAACGUUUAAAUGUAACCGCACACUACGCCGACGCUAAUCGCGUCAUUCUACUAGCAACCGCUGAAAUUAUGGUACAAGACUAUACCGGUCGUUGGCAACCCGCUCGCGCACUUCUUGACAACGGUUCACAUGCCUCAUUCGUCACCGAGGCGUGUGUACAACGCCUUCGUCUUCCCAGAACGCUGUCAUCCGUUCACGUCACUGGGAUCGGCUCACUACAAGGAGGACGCGCAAAGGGAGAAGUUACACUCUCCAUAUCAACACGAACGCUUGAUACUAAAUUUCAAGUAAGUACGCUCAUCUUACCGAAAAUUACUAACGAUCUUCCAACCUCCGCUUUACCGACGACUUCUUGGCCGCAUCUUACGGAUUUGUCACUAGCCGACCGCUAUUAUUCCCAGCCCGGACCAAUAGACAUUUUAAUUGGAAUGGAUGAGAUGGACAAGUUUCUACUACACGGACUCCGUAAGGGUGAACGGGGUACACCAAUGGCACAAAAUACUGUAUUCGGAUGGUUUUGGGAGCUCGAAGAACUACCCGCCCGCAAAUUCCUCUCACCUGAAGAAUCUAUGUGUGAGAAACUAUACGACGAUACGACCGAACGUGCACCGGAUGGUCGCUACAUCGUGCGUUUACCUUUGAAGAAAAACGUAUUGAUUGGUGAUUCAAGAGAAGCAGCUAUUCGAGCAUUACUCCGCAUGGAAAGAAGAUUUACAGCUAACGAACAACUUCGCAAAGAGUAUACUAUGUUUAUGGAUGAACUCACCUCUAUGGGACACAUGGAACCAGCUGAGACGACAACAGAUAAACUGUACUAUAUGCCACAUCAUGCGGUGGUAAAGACCACAAGUCAAACAACAAAACUUCGAGUCGUUUUCAACGCAUCUAUGAAGUCGACCUCUGGGAAUUCUUUAAACGAUGCCCUCAUGUUAGGCCCACAGCUGCAACAAGAUCUAUUUUCCAUUUUGGUUCGCUUUCGCACUCACCGUUUCGGAAUAAUAGCCGAUAUCGAAAAGAUGUAUCGCCAAGUUUAUGUCGCUAAAGAGGACACAGAUUAUCAACGCAUAGUUUGGCGUUCGAAUCCAGCAGAUCCAGUUCGUGAUUAUCGUCUCUUAAGGGUCACGUAUGGAGUCGCCUCAGCAUCACAUCUUGCUGUUAAGUCACUACAUCGAGCCGCACUUAACGCGUCAAACGCAAGCAAGGAUGUCAUUGAUGUUAUAAUGUCGGACUUUUAUAUGGAUGACUUACUAUCUGGUGCUGAUACAUUUGAUGAACUCGCUUUACUUCAAAAAAACGUCUCCCAUGCGCUCUCUGAAAGUGGGUUCGAACUUCGCAAAUGGGGAACUAAUUCUCAAAUGCUUAGAGAUAUGAUACCGCACGCAUCUAAACAAAUUUCGCAUCUCUUAGCCGAUGGAGACCAAAUCCGCACUCUUGGUACCAUAUGGCACACGAACAACGAUUGGCUUUCUAUAGCAGUGAGUUUUAACGACCUACCUCCUAAACUUACAAAACGAACGUUUCUCUCCGACUCAAGUAAGGUAUUCGAUCCACUAGGUUUGAUCGCGCCCUGUACAAUCCGCUCUAAGAUUUGGCUACAGAAACUUUGGCGCUCAAAUGUGGAUUGGGAUGAACCAGUUCCUUCAGAAAUUGCGAGGGACUGGUUGGCACAUCGUCGUGAAUUACAGCAACUAUCGGCGCUAAAACUAAGCCGCUGGUUAGGAACUAGCAAAACUUCUGACUCUCAGUAUCACAUUUUUACCGACGCAUCAGAAGUCGCAUACGCAGCCGCACUUUACUGUCGCACACAAUUUCCGGACGGAACGAUUAAGGUCGUACUAGUAGCAGCGAAAACAAGAGUAGCGCCUCUGAAAACUAUUUCGUUACCACGACUCGAGCUUUGCGCAGCUCAUUUGGGAGCAAAGCUGGUGAAGCAAGUUCAAUCGAAUCUGAACCACACUUUCUCAAAAUUAUACGCAUGGACGGACUCAAUGAUUACCUUAGCGUGGUUACAAGGCAACCCUAGCCGUUGGUCAGUAUUCGUGGCCAAUCGCGUCGCUGCAGUACAAGAUAUUCUACCAGCAACCCACUGGAGGCACGUUGCGUCAGAGCACAAUCCCGCCGAUUGCGCUUCAAGGGGCAUAUCACCAUCGCAGCUUCUCAAACAUCAACUUUGGUGGCAUGGUCCGCAAUGGCUACACGAGAACAACAGUAACUGGCCGAUUUCCGCAAAAUCACACACUACAGAUCUCGAGCUAAAAUCUAGCAAGGCUGUAACACUGCUAACGCAAACUACUGACGUUUGGGAUUUUUUGACGAAGUAUCAUUCAUUCAGCAAACUUAAACGCAUCACCGCUUAUUUAUUACGCUUCAUCAAUAACGCAAGGGCUAGCGCCGGGAUACGAAAAACCGGCGGCUUGUCUUGCGUUGAAAUUCAAAACGCUGAAAUAGCAUUGAGAAAAUAA